Molecule: messenger RNA, 2232 nt
Organism: Nycticebus coucang (slow loris)
Lineage: Eukaryota; Metazoa; Chordata; Mammalia; Primates; Lorisidae
Product: disintegrin and metalloproteinase domain-containing protein 5-like
Exons: 21
Coding region: 1-2232 (743 amino acids)
Biological process (GO): cell adhesion; binding of sperm to zona pellucida; proteolysis
Cellular component (GO): plasma membrane
Molecular function (GO): metalloendopeptidase activity
Source: RefSeq, a predicted model, not a curated record
AUGUUCCUUCUUCUGGUGCUUUUCACUGAACUUGGCCGGCUGUACGCAGGCCGCGAUUUUCAUGAAACUUUUCUGCAGACUACAGUUCCUGAGAAGAUUUCAUCAUUGGACACAAAAAGAGAUUCAGAAAAUAAUGUUGCUUACAUUAUUACAAUAAAGGGAAGACCAUAUUUUAUCCAUCUCAAAAAGCAAUCAUUUUUAUCUCCAACUUCUGUUGUUUAUUCUUAUGACAAGAAUGACAUUCAACAUACUAAGUCCUUAUUAGUUGAGAUGGAUUGCAAUUACAAUGGAUAUGUUGCGGGUUUUCCAAAUUCUCUUGUGACACUCAACAUUUGUUCAGGACUCAGGGGAACAGUGCAGUUUAAAAACAUCUCAUAUGGAAUUGAACCACUGGAAGCUGUAUCAGGAUUUGUGCACAUGAUUUAUGAAGAAAAAAGUGAUAACACUAAUGUCCCUCUGUUAGGAGACAAUAGCACUUCUGCCUGGUUUAAUGGUUUUCCAUAUCAAGUCAGAAAAAGUUCAGAAAGAAGUGAAUUUACCAAGUUAUUCCCUCGAUAUCUUAAAAUGCAUAUUAUGGUGGAUAAAAAUCUGUUUGAUUACAUGGGCUCUGAUAUAAAGGCUGUAACACAGAAGGUUAUUCAGAUAAUUGGUCUUGUUAACACUAUGCUUACCCAGUUAAAACUGACUGUUGUAAUAUCUUCCAUUGAAAUAUGGUCAAAUAAAAAUAAAAUUUCUACUACAGGGGAUUUCGAUAAUAUAUUAUUUCGACUUUUAGAGUGGAAUUACAAAGAUCUAAACAUGAAGCAAUAUAACAUUGCAUACUUAUUUGCUUUCAGAGAACAGCCUACCUUUAUAGGAAGCACAUAUCCUAGAGAAAUAUGUAAUAAGAAAUACGCUGUUGGAGUUGCUCUGUACAUUGAUGGUUUAUCCUUGGAGUCAUAUGCUGUUAUAAUUGCGCAGUUGCUUGGCCUUAAUUUGGGAUUAACUUAUGACAAUUCUGACAUCUGCUAUUGCUCAGGAGAUGUUUGUACAAUGACACCAGCAGCAGUGUAUUCUAGUGGUAUAAAGGAUUUUAGCACCUGUAGCUUAGAUGACUUUAAAUAUUUUGUUUCACGCAACGGCCUUUCUUGUCUUCAGAACAACCCUUUUGCUAAGCCAGUUUACAGACAACAAACACCAGUAUGUGGCAAUGGAGUGUUGGAAACUGGUGAACAAUGUGAUUGUGGCACUAAAAAAAAUUGUACACAUAAAACAUGCUGUGAUCCUUCACUAUGUAAACUGAAAGGUAAAGCAGUCUGCGGUUCUGGAGAAUGCUGCACACAAGAAUGCAAGGUGAAACCUGUUAAUACAGUUUGUAGGGAAUCAAUUGAUAAAGAAUGUGAUUUUACUGAGUAUUGCACUGGGACUCAUCCAGUAUGUGUGCCUGACACUUAUGUAUAUGAUGGAGAAUACUGUGAUUCUGGUGCAGCUUUCUGUUACAGGGGAAUGUGUCAGAGUUUUGAUAGACAAUGUGAAAAUUUAAUCGGAAAAGGUUCGAAAGGUGGUUCAUUUCCUUGUUUUGAAGAAAUAAAUUCCAGAGGAGAUAGAUUUGGAAACUGUGGUGAAGGAUAUUGUUAUUUUCAUAAUACUCUAUGUGGAAAAUUAGUUUGUACAUGGCCAUUCAGAGAAUUAGUAUCACAUCCAAAUUUAUCUGUGGUUUAUGCACAUGUGAGAGAUGAAACAUGUGUGUCUGCAUAUCUACCCAUACCAAACACUGUUAAAGGAGAAAGCCAAGAAACGUUUGUAGCAGAUGGCUCCAUGUGUGGUCCGGAUAUGUAUUGUUUGGAUAAGCAGUGUAAAGAAGUUAGGUUCCUGGUCAAUUCUACUGCCUGUGAUAGGAUGAGAAAUUGCAAUGGUCAUGGAAUUUGUAACAAUUUUGAUCAUUGCCAUUGUGAGGAAGGGUUUGCACCUCCUGAUUGCUCAAUGAAAAAAGGAGAAUUUGGAAGUCUUGAUGAUGGACAUGAGCAUAAGACUGGUAAGAGUCUUUUGGAGGGAAGACAUGCCACUACUCAAAAUCAGAAGUUGCAACUCAUUCUUUACAUUUCUCUACCUGUGCUUAUUAUUAUUAUCGCUGUUUUAAUAAAACAGAAAAAAAUAAGAGAGCUCUGCUACAGAGAGGAAAGUGAAAGUGAAAGCUCUGUGUCAGAAGAAAGCAACAGUAACAGUAAUUUAUCCCCCAGUGAAAGAGUGUAA